Rhinichthys klamathensis goyatoka is the source of this 1998-nucleotide messenger RNA. It is a transcript of the gene ptprn2, whose product is annotated as protein tyrosine phosphatase receptor type N2. Lineage: Eukaryota; Metazoa; Chordata; Actinopteri; Cypriniformes; Leuciscidae. The transcript has 11 exons. The annotation marks the transcript as partial. Gene Ontology annotation, cellular component: secretory granule. The record is from RefSeq and is a predicted model, not a curated record.
GACGUCAGCAGCUGAGGCGGGGCGCUGACCGUGGUGCUGAAUGCGCCUCGCGCUUUUAGAGUUGAGUACAGGACACGGGGUACCACACCAGAGCAUCACUCAUCUCACUAUCCUCCAUCACAUUCGCCUCUGACCUACUUCCGCUCUAAUCACAUCACCCCUGAAACGUGAGAGCCGCUAUGCCGAAUUAACGGGAGCUGUUUGCGCUCGAUGGGCAGGAUGGCUUCUGUGCGCGCGCUGCUCCUCGCCUUGCUGUCUGUCCACGCGCUCGCCGUUGCCAUCGCGGACAGGAAAUUCGGAUGUCUGUUUGAAGAUGUGGUAUGUGAGUCGUAUGAGGUCUGCAUCAACGAUCGGCUGUUUGGUGGGUGUCAGAGUUAUUUGGGGUCAGUUCCCUACACUUACGACGUGACUCCAGCAGCAGUGCAGCGUUUGAGGAAUGUUCUUCAGAAGCUGGCCCACAGAGGAUAUACUUGGCUGGAUGACACAACUCAGGAAGUAAUUUCAAAAGAGCUCUCACAACUACCCAAGGUUUCUCUUGGAGGAUUUACAAACACCUUUUCUCAUUACAAUGGCAAUUCCAGGAAGCUAAAGGCUCAGAAAGAAGAAGUGAGCAGGGCACUGCAAAGGUACCUUCAAGGUUCCCUGCCUUCUGAUGUUGCCUCCUUCAAACAGAGUCCUCAAGGGCAGCAAGUGCUUUGGAAGUACAAGGGAAAUGGACCCCAUAAUCACAAGAGUUUUAUGCAGCUCAAAGAGAAGCCUCCUUCACCCCACAUCUCUUUCCUACAAGGCCGACCUGAUCUCCAGGCCAUUGUGGAACAGCCUCCCCAAGGUCAAUCAUUCUUCACUGGGUUUGAACAGGAUCGUACUGGAGUCCCUCUUGCUGAGCUUCAGCGGUAUCAAGCUGGGCCCAUGAGAGCACAAAAUCCCGGUAAAGGUCAAACACAGGGAAAGCUGCGUUACUUCAGCCUUCAGCGCACUCCUGCUACCAAAAUAGAAAAACUGCCAGGAGCUUCCAAGCAACCUCCAAAGCCCCAAAUCGAAAAAUUGUUUUUCAAAUCCUCAGCAAGCAGCCCUGCUUACAAGGAGCCCCUGAGUUCAGUAGAUGAGAAGUUCAUUGACGGAGUGGUUAACCAGCUCGGCCGUCAGAGCGUCAAUGUGGAUACUUUAACCCGAAAAGACCUGGACCAGCUAUCCAAGGCCAUUACCCAGGCCCUGCAGGUGGUUGAUGGAGUGGAAGGAGUCAAAGGUAGAGAAGCCACACAGGAUGAAGUGGAGGUGAAGAGGGAACCCAGUCAAGAGUCACAUCAGGUGGAGAAACUAGAAGACGGCACCACACAUAAAGAAAUUCAAACAGAAGAAACUGGCCUUAAAUCUGAUGACAAGGACAAAGGUUUUAUCAGCCAGCUGCUUGAGUUUCUGGAUCAUAACUCUGGCCAUGGAUCUGCUCGGCCUCCCCAAGCAGAAGAGCCUUUUCUGGGGUACAUCAACCAGCCAAACGCUGGAAGCCCGUUGAGAGCUAGUUUGGAGAACGUCCAGAGCCGGACAACGCAAACAGACCUGGACCUGAUGAGAAAGAAAAUGGAACCUGACACUUUGGAUAUAGAGCCAAUGGUGGACCCUGAGGUAGAACAGUGGAUGCACGGUUCUGUAGACUCUCCGGAAGUAAAAGCUGAGGUUCAUCCAGGAAAAGUGCCACAAAAUAAUUAUGUGGAGAAAGAGGAGGUGGAAAAGAAAGGUGUGAGAGUGGAGGUGGAUAUUACAGCAUAUUCAAGUCCACAUGACGGAAACUUUGGCUACAUUAUUACUGAAGAUUCCCUGUCCACUGAUCAGGGGCUGAACCUCAUGGAGCUCUUAGCUGAAAGAGUCAGCCUUCAUGUAACAGAUUUUCUACAACUCUCGGUUCUGGGUCCAGCAGUAACCUUUCGAGUGCGCCCCAAUGCUCGAAACAUUAGCACGUCCCAGCUAGCCAGAGUGGCAGGUACGCACAAACACAGACAU